Molecule: messenger RNA, 339 nt
Organism: Periconia digitata
Lineage: Eukaryota; Fungi; Ascomycota; Dothideomycetes; Pleosporales; Periconiaceae
Source: the annotation of a GenBank genome assembly
CGUACUCACCUUUGUCACGUGAUCUACUGUCAAUUGCGUUCAAUUGUUCACCCUCACCGCCGAUCGAUCCUCGAGUUUGGCAUGACUUACUUGGACCAAUCAGAUGGGGCCUUAGCGCGACUGCUGUAUUUCAAAGACGCAGUGACUACUGAUCAUGGCGACAACCCUCCUACUCAUCUCUGUCGGCGCAUAUCAUCGCCUCCCUUCAACUUUCACCUCCAUCUGGCCAGCACAUUAUGGAUUCGAAUGAUUCCGACGCGUCCCCCGAUCAGAACAACAGCCAGCAUAUCAGUGGUGCACACAAGCAAGAAAAUCUGGGACUUUUGGCGUAUGUACUAA